AUGCGCUCGCCCGUAGCGCCGAGAUCUUGUCCUCCCGCGGGUUACGAAGUUCCAAACGACGUUCUGAUUCGCGUCCAUGCUGCGGCGGUCCAAACCGGCGACACCCAAGCUGCGGCCGGAGCGUUCAAGUUGUUGGUCACGACCAAUAAGUCCGGCUCCGGCGUCGUUAUUGCAGUCGGCAGUGGAGUCAAAUCUCUCCGCGUAGGUGAUGCCGUCUAUGGACUCGCCUUCAAGCACGGCCAGCUUUUCCCAGAAAGGGCUGCCCCGGGCUUCGCAUCCGACUUUACCAUCGUAUCAGCUGAGUUUCUGCUGGUCAAGCCGGCGCACCUGAGCUUUGAAGAGGCCGCGGCCCUGGCCGGAUCCGUUCUCACGGCGUACCAAUGUGUGAAGCGCUAUUUUGAGAUCACCGGCCAGCCGCCCGGGAUCAGCACGCUGGAGGGCAAGACCGUAUUCAUCCCCGGGGGGCUGAGCGCGACCGGCUCCGUCUAUACUCAGAUCGUCAAGAACGUCUACGGUGCCAAGUCGGUUGUGUCGACGGUUUCGACCCCAAAGAUAGACCUUGUCCAGCAGUAUUUGCGGGGCAUCGUGGACAAGGUGGUCAACUACCAUACGCAAAACAUUGUGCAAGAAGUUGGGAGAGGAACCGUCGACUUUGUUCUGAACACGCAGUGGGACCUCGUCGGAACCUUUCCGCUUGUGAACCCGCAGACGGGCGCCGUGGUCUCAAUCGCAAGCGUUCCGAGUCCUAGGACGGUCAAACAGGACUUUGUAUCGGGCAACCACGGGAACAGGGAGGAUUUGGAGAGGUCAGGGGAGUGGAUCGCAGCUAGGAAAAUCAGGGCCGUCCUGACGGUGGUAGACAUUGACGAUAUCGAUGCGGUCAGGAAAGCCUGUACUAUGGUUGCGACGGGCAAGGGUGGCAUUAGCAAGUUGGUAAUUCGGUUGGCUUGA
Molecule: messenger RNA, 951 nt
Organism: Canariomyces notabilis
Lineage: Eukaryota; Fungi; Ascomycota; Sordariomycetes; Sordariales; Chaetomiaceae
Product: GroES-like protein
Exons: 4
Coding region: 1-951 (316 amino acids)
Molecular function (GO): oxidoreductase activity
Source: RefSeq, a predicted model, not a curated record